This is a messenger RNA of Thunnus maccoyii (southern bluefin tuna), 1304 nucleotides long. RefSeq names its product hematopoietic cell signal transducer (gene hcst). Gene Ontology annotation, molecular function: signaling receptor binding; phosphatidylinositol 3-kinase binding. The record is from RefSeq and is a predicted model, not a curated record. Lineage: Eukaryota; Metazoa; Chordata; Actinopteri; Scombriformes; Scombridae. The coding region runs from base 242 to 487 and encodes 81 amino acids. The transcript has 5 exons. Gene Ontology annotation, biological process: regulation of immune response; positive regulation of phosphatidylinositol 3-kinase/protein kinase B signal transduction. Gene Ontology annotation, cellular component: membrane.
UUAAACCAUCGUCAUCCGUCAUCCUGAAGAUAAAAGUGAUUAAACUGCCAACCCACAAAAAAAAAUUACACAAAAACAAACAGGCAGUGUUUCAGCCACAUUAGUGACAGAGGAGGAAGGACAUUUUGACGUCAGCCCUCAAAAGUGAAAACUAAUGGGAAACUAGAGUCUUUUGGAUCCCAGACAGCAGAUCAACUGAGCAGAGCAGUAAGUACAUAACUGUGUCGACUGACUUGGAAAUAUGGUAAACAACAAAUUCUUCACCGUGGUUCUCUUUUUACUUUGCAACUUGACUGUGGCACUCACAGACAACUCUGUGUCUUGCUACAGGAUUGAGCCCGGGACAAUAGCAGGCAUCAUCUGUGCAGAUGUGUUGCUGACCCUUAUCAUUGUCAUGGUCACCUACCGAUGUGCCAGCUUUCGGCGUCAGAAGAUAGAAAACGCUGACAAGGUGUAUAUGAAUGUUCGGGCGAACUGCAAGACCUAAAUGGUGCGAUACAUUAUGUAAUAUGUUCAGUGAUGUAGAUUGUGCUUUUUUAAAUAUAGUAUAAAAUGUUUAAAAAAGAGUAAUUUAACUCUUUUUACUUUCUCAAUUCUUUUGCAAUAAACACAAGUAGAGUAUCUUGCACAUAUUAUAUUUCUGCUUAGUUCAUUAUACAUAUGAUAAACUCUAAGGCAUAGAGUUAUGGCAAAAAACUGUCUGAUUACCAGCUUUUAGUUAUUACACAGAAUUCAUUGGAGCUACAAGUGUUUUGCUGCCCCACAUAAAAGCUUUAGAAAAUCUUAUAAAAGAGCCUUUUACGUUCAGUCACGACUUGUGCUUUCUCUUUACAUAUCUGCUAAAAGUUAUUCUGUAAAACCUUAUAAAGAAGAAGUGUAUCAAACUGAAGUGUGUAAAUCAAAUUCACCUUUUUGAGUAAAAAUGCUCUGAAAUCUUUUCAUGAAAUGUCUGCGCUGUAACUAUACCACAGCACCCUCUGCAGUUGACUAUUGAUAGCAAAAUGUGUAAAUACUGCAUUUAUCAAAACCUGUGUUGAUAUAUGUAAUUUUACAAACUAAAGCAAGACCUGAUAAAAUUGUGUUACAGUAUAUGUCAUAUCUGAAAAAGCUCUGUGUUGACAAUAAGGAUAUUGCAUGUGUGAAUGAAAUUGAAUUAUUAGCCCCAACACAUUAAUAGAAUAAAUAAAACACCAAACAUCCACCAUCUGCCACAUCUGCUGAGAAUUAUGUUGAGUGGACUUUCAGAUUCACUGACAGAAGUAAUUUCUUUCACUGUUAAAUAAAUACUAUUGACUUGCGUGUUU